Messenger RNA from Trichogramma pretiosum, 2895 nucleotides. Its product is annotated as sex peptide receptor. The transcript is spliced from 5 exons. The record is from RefSeq and is a predicted model, not a curated record. Gene Ontology annotation, biological process: G protein-coupled receptor signaling pathway. The coding region runs from base 372 to 1682 and encodes 436 amino acids. Gene Ontology annotation, cellular component: membrane. Gene Ontology annotation, molecular function: G protein-coupled peptide receptor activity. NCBI's taxonomy places the organism in Eukaryota, Metazoa, Arthropoda, Insecta, Hymenoptera, Trichogrammatidae.
UAUCGCUUUGGCGCCCCGACCGAGUGUCAGAGCUUACGCGCUCAAAUUUUUUGCAGCUUGCAAGUUCACCCGGCGCCGAUCAGUGUGCUUCUUUUCUCGUCUUCGCUCUCUGGGUCUCUCGCGUUCACGGUGUGCAGUGAGCACGAGCAAAUUUUUCAACGUCGAAAUUUGUGUGUCAUCGAUCGAUCAUCCAUUGCAGCAGUCGAUCGUCCGGCAAUUCAAUUACGGAUUCGAUACGCUUAGAUCGACAGUGAGCGUCAUGUGAUUGGCUGAUGAACUGGCGAUGCUGCAACGAAACACGAUCAUACAUUUCGAGCUCAAAGCAACGAAAGUAACAACCACAAGGUGGUGGACGGGGACGCAGCAGCAACAUGGCUACAUCGUCCUGGCAGCAGGUACUGCUGCGUAACAAUUCGGAGCUUCUGCGCCGGCUGAACAUCACCGAGGACGACAUCGAGUACGUGAACAGCUUCGGCGACGACUGGUCGACUUCGUCGGCGGCGGUCUCGUGCAACUGCGGCUCCUGUCCCUGCGACGGCUUCAUCCGCCGUCUGGCCUCGAGCUAUCGCGGCUACCACGGUUACGUGGCCCUGGUCGUCUGCGGCUUCGGCACCCUGGCGAAUCUCGUGAAUCUCGCCGUGCUCACCAGGCGCGAACUACGCCUCGCCCCGGUCAAUCGCAUCCUCACGGGUCUGGCGGGCUGCGACGUGCUGGUCAUGCUCGAGUACAUCCCUUUCGCCGUCUACGAGUACAUCAUACUGCCGGAGCAUCGACUCUUCCCCUAUGGCUGGGCCGUCUUCGUCCUCUUUCACAUGCACUUCAGCCAGCUGCUGCAUACCAUCAGCAUCGCUCUCACCCUCACCUUGGCCGUUUGGAGAUACAUCGUUGUCAGGUUUCCGCAGUGCAGUCGACGCUGGUGUACACCGAGUCGUUGUCGAGUGGCCCUGCUGAGCAAUUUCGUCGCGUCUGUUUUGGCCUGCGCGCCAAGCUACUUCGUUUUCGGUAUUAGGGAACAAAGACUCAACGAGGGUAAUGGGCAAGAAGUGCUGUACCACGUGGACGCAAGCAGGAUACCGCAGGGCCAGAGCUCGAGCGUCGACGGCCGAGGGCUGCUCUACAAGUUGAAUUUUUGGCUUCUCGGGGUACUGGUAAAGCUGCUGCCUUGCCUCGUGCUCACCAUCAUCAGUAUCAUAUUGAUUCAGGCUCUGUACAAAGCCAAGGCCCGUCGCAGGCUCCUCUGUCCGGUAUCGACGGCGGCUCUGCAACAGACGACGGGCGGCGGCCAAGCAGCAGCGGAUUACCAGCAGCAACUGCAGCCCCAGCACUCGCCGGUGUUGGCCUCGUCGUCCAGCGGCAGUCGCUCGGAGCGCCGAGCCGAUCGCACCACGCGCAUGCUGCUGGCCGUCCUCCUGCUGUUCCUCAUCACGGAGAUCCCGCAGGGCGUGCUGGGUCUGCUGUCGGGCCUCAUGGGCGACUGCUUCUUUCGCAGCUGCUACCACAGCAUGGGCGAGUUCAUGGACAUACUCGCGCUGUUCAACGGCGCCGUCAACUUCAUCCUGUACUGCCUGAUGUCGAGGCAGUUUCGCCAAGCGUUCGGCCAGCUGUUCAGGUCGAGCCGGAUCGUGGCCAAAUGGCAGCCCGCCUGCACCCAUCAAACCGAGCUGCAGAGCACCUACGUCUGAUGUAGCGCCAUAAAGUCGCGCCACGACGACCAUCAUCGUGAACCAGCAGCAGCGGCAAUUCAUUCAAAGUGUUACAUCAUAUAAAGUGUGGACGAGCCUUAUUGACAAUUUGUAUAAAAUAUAUUUUCUAUGAGUGCAACACGAAAAAAAAACUAUAAACAAACACACGCCGUUUCUAAUGUAUAUUUGUUGGAAUUAAGCAAAUCCAGUUACUGCGCGAGUGUAUAAGUGUGUUUUAUAUAAUGACUGUACUUUAUGUGUAUAUAAGUAAGUUAUUUAAACGAGCUCUACCCCCGUAUUACAUACGUGCGCACACAGUUCGCGUGUAUUAAGCGCGUAUACGUCGGCGAUCCUGAAUCAUCCCCCACCCCUUUCUCUCUCUUCUCUGCUCUCACUAUAUCCAAAGCCAGUCCUAUACUAAUUACCCGUGCAACAAACUUCCUUAUCCAACUUCCAUCUCGUCGAAAAAAAAUUCUUCCUUACCGUUUAUUUAACUUUUCACCGGAAAUUCGUUUGCGCGCAUCUCUCGCGCUCGAGUUGUUUCAGCGUUUUAUAACUGUCCUUUGCCUUUAUAACUGCGUGUACGCUGGCUUCUCGUGUUUACGUUUGAAGACAAAAAAUUCAACGGAAAUAAUGGUGGCUCGCGUGUUUAUAAGCGCACACGGUAUUUUAGGUCAAGGAUCAAAAAAAGAAAGAAAUCAACAACAAAAAAGAUCGCUAUGUAAAUAGAUAUUUGUAAUUAACAUACGUUUUAAUAAUAAACAUUGCAUGUAAUAAGCGUAAAUAUCUGUGUUUAUCAUUUUUUGCCGUCGAUCAUACAACACACAAAACGUUCAUAAUCAUGAAUAAUAUGUAUAAUAACAACUGCAAAUGUAUAAUUCAUCGGAGACACCCUGCGCAUUGCAAUUCGAAUGUAGUUCUUUAAUCGUGGAAACUCACGCGCGCGCGAGUUACGCGCUCAGCUAUAUUUUAAAUCCUCUCGCAAUAGCGAUUUGACCAGCAGCGGAGAAAAUUCAAAGUACGCAUCAUGACAGGGAUGAAUGAAAAAAAAAAGAUGAACCAAAGGUAUUUCGAUUUCCCUAACUCGCACUCGUGUCCCCUGCUGCCGCCGCCACCGCUGCUGCUACUGCUGCUUUGAUAGCUUUAAUUAAACCACUCUGUGAUUAACCCUUUAACGCCCGAAGUGACCAUUUUUGGACAACAUUUAUAGCGA